Messenger RNA from Cynara cardunculus var. scolymus (artichoke), 1605 nucleotides. RefSeq names its product CAAX prenyl protease 1 homolog. The coding region runs from base 75 to 1349 and encodes 424 amino acids. NCBI's taxonomy places the organism in Eukaryota, Viridiplantae, Streptophyta, Magnoliopsida, Asterales, Asteraceae. Gene Ontology annotation, molecular function: metalloendopeptidase activity. The transcript has 14 exons. The record is from RefSeq and is a predicted model, not a curated record. Gene Ontology annotation, biological process: CAAX-box protein processing. Gene Ontology annotation, cellular component: endoplasmic reticulum membrane.
GGAAUACCGCUCAUAGAUCGACCAAAAUCUCUCUACUUCUCGGAUCGUCUCUAUCCUUCAACCUUGAGACAACCAUGGCGUUUCCCUACAUGGAAGCCGUAGUCGGAUUCAUGAUAUUGAUGUACAUCUUUGAGACAUAUCUAGAUUUGCGACAACACACUGCUCUCAAGCUGCCAACCCUUCCUAAAACUUUGGAAGGGGUGAUUAGUCAGGAGAAGUUUGAAAAAUCUAGAGCUUAUAGUAUUGAUAAAAGUCGCUUCCACUUUGUUCAUGAAUUUGUAACAAUAGUGAUGGACUCUGCUAUCUUGCUAUUUGGUGUAUUGCCUUGGUUCUGGAAGAGAUCAGGUUAUGUUUUGGAAAUCGUUGGCCUUGAUGCAGAAAGUGAAAUAUAUCAUACGCUCGCAUUCUUAGCCGGUGUUAUGAUUUGGUCUCAGAUCACAGACUUGCCAUUUUCUCUCUACUCGACUUUUGUAAUUGAGGAGCGACAUGGCUUUAACAAGCAAACAGUUUGGCUUUUCAUUCGAGACAUGAUUAAGGGCAUGAUCUUGGCUAUAAUAAUAGGACCUCCUGUUGUGGCUGCCAUCAUUUUAAUAGUACAGAAAGGUGGUCCCUACUUGGCUAUCUAUCUUUGGGGAUUCAUGUUUGUUUUGUCCCUUGUCAUGAUGACAAUUUACCCGGUUCUGAUUGCACCCCUUUUUAACAAGUUCACACCGCUACCUGAUGGCGAGCUUAGGACAAAAAUUGAGAAUCUUGCUUCAUCUCUCAAGUUCCCUCUGAAGAAGCUUUUUGUUGUGGAUGGAUCUACAAGGUCGAGCCAUAGCAAUGCAUACAUGUACGGGUUCUUCAAAAACAAGCGCAUUGUGCUUUAUGAUACUUUGAUUCAGCAGUGUAAAAAUGAGGAAGAAGUUGUUGCUGUGAUUGCUCAUGAACUUGGUCACUGGAAACUGAAUCACACAAUGUAUUCUUUCAUUGCUGUUCAGGUUCUUACACUUUUGCAAUUUGGAGGUUAUACACUCGUAAAGAAUUCGAAGGAUCUAUUCCUUAGUUUUGGAUUUGAUACUCAACCAGUACUCAUCGGGCUCAUAUUAUUCCAGCACACCAUAAUACCAAUCCAGCAUCUUGUGAGCUUCUGUCUCAAUCUUGUCAGCCGUGCUUUUGAGUUUCAGGCUGAUGCUUUUGCAAAGAAGCUUGGUUAUUCUAAACCACUUCGAGAUGGACUAGUUAAGCUUCAGGAGGAGAACUUGUCAGCAAUGAACACGGAUCCAUGGUACUCUGCUUAUCACUACUCUCACCCUCCUCUGGUUGAAAGGUUAGCUGCCAUAGACAAAGCCGAUAAGAAGGCAGAUUGAUACAAAACGGUUUGAAGAUUUUAGAGUGUAGACUCAUAUCGAUCGAUGUUCUUGCGGACCACACUGCUACUCUUAAAGCGAUACAUUUGUGUUUUUAGACGAGAAUAGAACGUUGGUAUGUGGUCGAGGUGAGGAAAUGUUAAAAAGGUAAGGGGAUAGAAGAAGUAUCAUGUAGACUUUGUCAUGAACAUUUUUAUCCAGUGUAAAACAUGGUUCUCAGUUGUGGAUGGAUGUACCUGCUUUUCAUUUCCUUUUA